This is a messenger RNA of Scophthalmus maximus (turbot), 3439 nucleotides long. Its product is annotated as glucocorticoid-induced transcript 1 protein. The transcript is spliced from 9 exons. NCBI's taxonomy places the organism in Eukaryota, Metazoa, Chordata, Actinopteri, Pleuronectiformes, Scophthalmidae. Bases 226 to 1722 code for a protein of 498 amino acids. The record is from RefSeq and is a predicted model, not a curated record. Gene Ontology annotation, biological process: podocyte development. Gene Ontology annotation, cellular component: cytoplasm.
UGGCCGAAACAACUGUCAUUGAGAGUGAGUGGACGUGAUGGGGAAGACGGAGCUAGUGCUGGAAAACACGAAUUAAUCGUUUCAAGAAGUGUCGAAAACAACUUUUAAAGUUACAAACGCAAUGGUUUCAACUUUCGUCGGCAUGCGUUAGUAUCUUAAAGAGAAGCAGCAACUUUGGCAGUACGUCUCUCUUCCUGCUACAGGAAUAACAGCCAGUUUCGGAGGAUGUCGGCCCCCAGCAACUCGCUCCAGCAGGCGCGGGUGAGACGCAGCAAUGCGGGCUCCCCCGGCUCGUUCAACAACAACAACAACGGCGGCAGCGGCGGCGGCGGCAGCUGCCGUCUGCACCCCAUCCGUGCCACCGUGCCCUACCAGCUCCUGCGUGCGGGUCAGAGCAGCCCGACGCGGGCGCAGAUCCUCUACGGAGGUGCCGCGAACAGCCGAGGCUCGAGCACCCCCUCCAGCCCGACUCUCAGUUCAGGAAGUGGAAAUGCAAAGCAAAGACUGUCCCCCGAAAAUAGGGACCCCUCCUGUGCCCCAGACUCUCCUGUUUCCAGAGAAAGGUCCAAGGUACAGGUUCGGAGUUCCAGUGCCAUCCGGCGGACAUCUUCCCUGGAAGCCAUCACAGGGCCUUACCUCACUGGCCAGUGGCCUCGGGACUCCCAUGGACCAUACCCCUACUGUAUGAAAGACAAAGCCACUCAGACUCCAGGUCUCUGGAACGACGAAGGAGCAGAACAGGGAAGUCCUCACCAGCGGUCCGCCUCCUGGGGAAGUGCAGACCACCUCAAAGAGCAGAUUGCUAAACUGAGACUGCAGCUGCAGCGCACCAAACAGGUCAGCCGGCAGAGCAAAGACAGGGAGCAGAGCUCACUGCAGCUGCCGCAACAGGCUCAGCACAACACUGCAUGCCAGCCUCAGUACAAAGGAACUUCAUCAGCCUGGUCAACAAUCCCUGUGCCAAAAUCUCUCAUAUGCCGAGUGCCGAGCAGUGUGGAGGGCAUCAACCACGAGCUAGAAAAUGUGUUUAUCAGAGACGACUGGGAGCAGGGCAUACAGGCCAUGGAUGCAGUGGACGGCCGUCGCCCCCCGUUCCCACCGCACCGCUACAGCAAUAGUGGGGACACGCGUGACACAGACACACAGGCCCCUUCGAGUGGUGACUCCAGCCCGUCGCCCCGCCCCUGCAGCUCGGACCACCUCCACUCCCCUGAUGGAAGCCCCUGCUCUGCGGAGGAAAUUGACAAAGAGGGUGUGUGCAGUUCUCCUCUCCCCAAGUUCGCCACUUCUCCCAAACCUAACAACAGCUACAUGUUUAAACGGGAACCUCCAGAGGGCUGUGAGAAAGUCAAGGUGUUUGAGGAGUUGGUGUCUGGCAAAUCAAAAGGCUUCCCUCUCUUCUCAUGCCCGGACAAAAACAAGGUGAACUUCAUUCCCAGGGGCUCUGCCUUCUGCCCCGUCAAACUCCUGUGCCCCUCCCUCUUCUCCCCCGUUUCUCCCCUGUCCUGCUCCUCGGCCAACCCCGGUCUCCAUGGCAGCGACAACCCUGGGCCUCAGGUGACCCCGACUCGGCCCACCGCACCACUUCCUACCUUCCCGGCCUCCGCCGACUGGAGUGCCGACAAAAGCACAGGCCUGAACACAGACAGCAGCACAGACAGCCAGAGCCCUGACGCAGAUGUGGGGAAAGACGGCUCAGCACAAGUUCUCCUCACAAGCUAGUCCUCAGGUAUUCAUUACAAAACAAAAUAAAAAUCCUUGCACUCCAUUAAUCCUAACAUUAGCCAGCAGGGAGUGCCUGAGGUCUAGAAAUGACAAAAACUUAUGGAUAAUGGUACCAACAUCCUUCUGCACAAGAAAAAAUUUGUCUCACUGUCUGUGAUGUUUAAUCAAGAAACUUGAUGGCUUGGUCGUUGUCUCUCAGAUUUUAGAGUGCGCUGACCUUGGGCACAGCCUCCAUUUACCCAUCACUAACCUAGCCUUCUCAUCUUUACUUUGAUAUUGCACAUUACAAAAAUAGCUUUGCUUUCUUUUGCAGAAAUAGAGAUGACUGCUCAAAUCAUUGUUAGAUAGCAUCUGCAGUUUGAAAGUUUCAGAAAGAUACAGGCCCGUGGCCACUUUUUUUUCUCUCUGUUUAUUUUAAAACAUUUGCAGCACAGUGUCUGUGUGGAGCCAUCAGUUGCUGGAGUGCAGGCUCCGCCCAACAGGCUGUCAAUCCAAGACUUAGGUCUGAUCACUAUAAAAACUUGGUAAGCUCAACACAAAAUGCUAAUAUCAGCUGUUUAUUCAGAGACCAAAUAACCAGUCACAAAGCACACAACUCCCCCACUGCCUUGUUCUUUAGCUAUCGUCCCACACUACCCAGAACAAUAACUCAGGUCAUGUGGAAUGUACUUGCUUGGACUAUUUUGCCUUUCCCAAGUGUUCAUGACUUUCUCCUACAGAAAUGUUUUAUUUUAUUAUAUAUUUUUACCCUGGAGAGGGGAGGUCAUAACGGCUGAAUCAUAUGGUUGAUGUCACAGUUUGUGACCGACUACUUUUGUGUUAACCCGUUCAGGUGCUUUUCAGGCGCUACGACACAUUCCAGAAAUCGCUGUUGUGUCAGACAACUGCUGGCACUCAUGUAAAUGGAACUAGCUAAAUAAGCUACACCCUCUCAAAUUAAUAAGUUGACAAUUAUGUUGUUUGUUUUUGCCCCUUUGUUGAAUAUAUACCAAAGCAAAUUUCAAAGCAAUGAAAGGCCUGUCAUGCAUUUGGGACAAAAGAGGCCCCGUUUUUUUGUGUGUGCCAGAAACGGAAUGUUAAAGUGCGUUUUUGUCUUGUUUAUUAACAGUUGGUAAACAUGUAAACACUGGUUCAUAGUGUUUGAAACACAGGCACUAAUAGUUUAAACCAAGCCUUAGCACUUACUGUGUGAGUGAGAUGAUAAUCACUACUUCAAUUUUGGACCAAUUUAAAAACAAUCAGAACUUGAGUGUGCAAUUGAUUAUUUUUUUUUUUUUUAAGUACUGUAAAUGUACACUAACAUAUUAUCUGUGACACAGUUUGGCUCAUAAUUCAGAUCAUAGCAGAGGAUAGUUGUAUCACCAGAACAUAUUAAAAAGAGAAAAAAAAAACAUGACUGAUUUAGAGCAUGUGAACCUUGAAUGGGAGGAUUAAACUAUUAAAUGUUUCAUUCCAAAACGUUGGUCUACUUAGCCUUUUGCACACAGAAUCAAAUACGAACAACAUAUGCAACACAUUGCAACAAAAUUGAGGUGAAAUUCUGUUCUGCUUUCAGCUCCAAGAGUUUCAGUCAUACUAACACCAAUUCCAUUCACAAGCUCGUUGUGCAGUUAAGAAAUGGUUGCCAUGUUCGGCAAUGAUGAUUCAGUUUUCCUGUGUAUUACGCAUUUUUAUGUAGAUGUGUGUUUUUCAAUAAAGAAAACAAAGAAAAUCA